Adineta ricciae is the source of this 897-nucleotide messenger RNA. Lineage: Eukaryota; Metazoa; Rotifera; Eurotatoria; Adinetida; Adinetidae. The record is from the annotation of a GenBank genome assembly.
AUGAGUGAUACGAUAGAAGCAUUAGCCAAUGCCGGUUUAAUGCCAUUAGGCAAGAAAAUCUCUUCAACAGAAAAUCACACGGACUCAAAUAAAUUGUAUCCAACAUUGAAUGAUAUAAUCGAAGACGAAAAGCGAACUGAUGUGAAAUUAACCACAUAUCCAACGCUAGUGGAAAUGAAAUCGAUGAUCGACGAACAUGAUACUACAGUAGCACCCGUCAUUCAACCACCAUCAAUCGAACCAUUGAAAGCCUUUCUUGAAAAACGUGCCGCGACAAUCGAAGGAUUAAAACAACUCCGUCUUCGUAUGGCUAAACAUAUCACACAUUGUAAAAUCUCGAAUACUGUUGGUAAUUCGGCAUCCAUUAUCGGUGGCAUACUUUGUUUUGUUUUUCCUCCUGUCGGCGUACCUGUUCUUCUAGCUGGUAGUGCCACGAGUCUUGGUACGAGUAUUACUGAAAACGUUAUAGAAAAACGUCUUCGAACGGAAUACACUGAACUACUCACAGAAGAUUCUUUGGCAAUGAAAGUUUGUGAAUCAAAUAUAAAAGACAUAACAGCAUGGCUUGUCACCGUUUAUUCACUUGGUUAUUCAGUAUCGAAAGCGGGUAUCAAUUUCUUGAAGUUAUCCGAAGCUAUCCAAGCGGCUUCAACUUUAAAAACCUGGAGCGAAUUAAUCGGACAAUUACCGUCGUUAGCGAAUGCACUGGCAACUGGUGCUAAGACGGCAGGAACAAUUAGUGGGAAAAUUCUUGGUGUUUCAGUGAUUAUCUCAGUUGCUGAUCUCAUUCAAACAUGGAUAUCAAAAAAUGCUACAUUAGCUUCAAUUGACAAAGAUAUUGCGUUACUUGAACAGCAAUUAGUAGAAUUAAAGCGUAUUGCUGAUGCCUAUCAUUAG